Messenger RNA from Alexandromys fortis (reed vole), 13093 nucleotides. It is a transcript of the gene Naaladl2, whose product is annotated as N-acetylated alpha-linked acidic dipeptidase like 2. Bases 425 to 2761 code for a protein of 778 amino acids. Lineage: Eukaryota; Metazoa; Chordata; Mammalia; Rodentia; Cricetidae. The transcript is spliced from 18 exons. The record is from RefSeq and is a predicted model, not a curated record.
CAAAGGGAGGCGCCGCUCGGCCCGAGACGCCGGCCAGGGUGGGGGUCGCCGCCCGCCCGCCCGCCCUCCCUCGAGCCCUCGCUUUCCGGCUGCCGGAAACCGGCCCCGCCGGCCGUGGCCCCGCGGAGCCGCGGCGCCGCUCAGAUAUCUGGCUGGACAUCAGAAAUUGCUUUUGAUGGCUUAGGGCCUCCUCCUAGAGACUCCAGAGAAUUGGUUUUAACCAUUCCAUGUAGCUGACCCAGCCACUUCGCCUCCUCAGCUCACAGCAUCCAUGACCUUCUGUCCUCCUGGUGAAGCCUGUGCCUCCAGGUGACCUCUGAUGCCACUGAGACAGGUGGUGGAGUGACCUGACCAAGGUUUACAUUUUAUGGACAAAAUUGAGUCUUUUACUUGGAUUUCUUGAAAUCUCCCUUCAGGUAAAAAGAUGGCUUAUCAGAAGGUCAAUGCAGAUUUAAGAACCUCAGGAAACUCACCUUACUUAGACAAUGACGACAUCCAAGCCACUGCCCUUGACUUAGAGUGGGAUAUGGAGAAAGAACUGGAAGAACCUGGCUUUGACCAGUUCCAGCAAGAUAAUACUGAGACUCAGAACUUGGGGCACUCAGAAACUUUAGACCUCCAUCUUGAUUCCAUUCAACCAGCUGCUUCACCCAAAGGAAGGUUCCAGAGACUUGAAGAAGAGCCUGACUAUAUUACCCACUACCCAAGAUCGACACCAAAGAGCAAACACUGCAACCUUUGCUACCUUUUAAAAGUAGUUUGCACAGCCACCACUUUAUUUAUUUCUGGAAUUCUAAUAGGUUAUUAUGCACAUAUGAAUUGCCCUUCUGAUGACACACCAUCAGGAACAAAGGACCUUCAGUUAUACCAGGAUAUUCUCAAGACAAUCAAAGCAGAAGAUAUUAAGAAGUCUUUCAGAAAUUUUGUACAACUCUAUAAAAGUGAAGAUGACAUGGAAAUUCCAAAGAAGAUUAAGACUCACUGGGCUGCACUGGGCUUGGAAGAUACACAGCUUUUGAACUACUCAGUGCUGCUGGAUUUCCCUGGGCCCUCUCCAGGCACCAUCACGGUGAGCAGCACCGGCCAGUGUUUUUAUCCUGAUGGCCAACCUUGCAGGGAAGAAGCCAGAAAAGGCCAUAGCCAAGAUCUGCUCUCCUCAUAUGCAGCCUAUUCUGCCAAAGGAACUCUCCAGGCUGAUGUCAUUGAUGUGAGUUAUGGAACUGCAGAUGAUUUGAAAAGGAUUAGAAAAUUGAAAAAUACAACAAAUCAAAUUGCACUCCUGAAAUUAGGAAAAUUACCACUACUCUAUAAGAUUUCCUUACUGGAAAAGGCUGGGUUUGGAGGUGCUCUUCUCUACACUGAUCCUUGUGAUGUACCAAAGUCUGAAGAUCUUAGCUCUGAGACCUUUAUGGUGAUGCUAAAUCCAGGAGGAGACCCUUCUACACCUGGGUACCCUAGUCUUGAUGGAAGCUUUAGACAGAGCCGACCAAACCUCACCUCCCUGUUAGUGCAGCCCAUCUCAGCGUCCUUUGCUAAAAAACUGAUCGCUUUGCCGAAACUGAGAAUGGAUAAUGAUACCUGUAGCCCUCUGGAGCUUCCAUAUAACGAAAAAAGAACUGUCAGUUUGCAAGUGCAGACAGUCACGGAAUUUAAACCAGUCACUAAUGUUGUUGGGUAUCUAAGAGGCUGGACAUCACCAGACCGGUAUGUUAUAGUUGGCAAUAACCACCAUGCUGGAUACGGAUAUAAUGGACAGGAAUGGGCCAGCAGUACGGCAGUCAUCACAGCAUUUAUCCAAGCCUUGAUGUUAAGAGUGAAGAAAGGAUGGAGACCAGAGCGUACCAUUGUUUUCUGCUCAUGGGGAGGAACGACUUGGGGCAACAUUGGCUCCUACGAAUGGGGAGAGGAUCAUGCGAAGGUUCUACAAAAGAAUGCUGUGGCUUACAUUAGCCUUCAUAGUCCUAUUCGUGGCAACAGCAGUCUGCAUCCAGUAGCAUCUCCAUCUCUGCAACAACUGGUUCUAGAGACAAUUAAGUUCAACUGUACCCGAAAAUCUCAGUGCCCAGGAGCCAAUGUCAGCUCUGUACAGAUACAAGGUGAUGCCGAUUAUUUCAUCAACCAUCUUGGAGUUCCAGCUGUGCAGUAUACAUAUGAGGACAUCAAAACAUUAGAGGGUCCAACUUUUCUCUCUGAAGCCAUUUUUCCUAAACACGCAACCAAAAUUGAAGAUGUUGAUCCAUCUUUCAGACUCCAUGAAGCCAUUACUAAGCUCUCAGGAGAAGUAAUUUUACAACUUGCCAGUGAACCUGUUCUGCCCUUCAGUGCCCUUGAUAUAGCCCUAGGAGUUCAAAACAGCCUUAGAGGUGAUGAGCCCAGUGUCCCUCACCUGCUUGCCAUGGCAUCACACCUGAGGGAGAGUGCUGAAAUCUUCCAGUCAGAUGAGAUGCGGCCUGCUAAUGACCCAAAAGAAAGAGCUCCCAGCCGUGUCCGAAUGCUCAAUGACAUCCUUCAAGACCUGGAGAAGAACUUUCUGAUAACGCAGGUGCCACCAGGUUUUUAUAGAAACAUCCUGUACCAUCUUGAUGGGAAGACAAGCCAGUUUUCCAUCAUCAAGGAGGCUUGGGAGCAGUGCAGUUCGCUGGCCUCAAAUGAGACCAUUCAAGAGGCCCUGUCCAAUGUGCUGAAUAGCAUCCAUUCAGCUCAAGUUUUCCUCAAAGCAGGAUUGAAUGUGUUUGAGAAUGUCUUGGUUGACAAGAACUGAGAAAAUACACAGCAUUUUAAAAGUUUGUUACAAGUAUAAAAACAAAAUCUCUAAACUGACCAGGUAUUUGUGUGUGUGUGUGUGUGAUCAAAAACUACCCCAAUUUUAAAGCUAUUAUGUGGCAUAUUUUUAAAUGUACAUAAGAAAGAACAUUUUGCACAUUUUAAAUAUUUUUAUAUUCCCAUCUUAGUAUAUAACAGCAAUUAUUGAAAUAAUACCCGAGAUUUAUCUAUUACAGAGAAAUAUGCUGUAUUUUUGUAAAUAAAAAGCUCGUGAGGGGGUUAAGAUAUUCUUGGCAUUACCAUUGCUGUGGACAGAAUGUGGAGGAAUGCCAGAAUUCUCUCUAAUAAAAUCUCCAGUGACUGAGUUUCUAUGUUAGACAUGGAGACCUGAUAAAUUUUCAGACAAAUGUUCAAGUAACUGUUCAAUAUGAAGAAAUAAUGCAUUUUGAAUGAGGGAUUGAUGUUCAGAACCACUUUGAAUGUUUCUAUUUUAUAAAAUGAAGUUCCUUUUCUUGACACAACUAGAUGUAGUAAUGCACUGGUUAUGAAGUUGAAUUUUGUUAAGUACUAAUGAAAAAAGAGCCAUAAACAUUCCUUGGGGAAACUCUCAAGAAACUGGAGAGAGCAAUUUAAAUGCAAAUUCUUCCUAAGGCUACACGUUUUGAAAAUCUUAAAUUGCCUCAAUUGAUGCUAUGUGACAAGGGACAGCACAUUCCUUCCGUUCCCUUCUGUGGUUUCUGAUGGAAUGACGGAAGCAGGGAAUCGGUUACAGGAGGGCAUCUCACAUGGCUGUCCCUCCUUACAUCUUUCCCACAAUCCCUUGCUAUAAAAUCAUUUUAACAGAAUACUGUCUAACAAUAUUGGGAAAAUCUCACAGUUUUUCUUUGAAAAUUCAAAAUAUCAUCAAAUACAUUAUUUUUGCCAGUAGUAAAUUACUGGCCCCCCAAAAAAGCCCUACUAUGAAAGAGAUGUCUUUUUGUCAACAAAUAUUCUAAAUAGAAGAAGAAAAUUUAUCAUUUCUCCCUUUAUUUUCCUUCAUAGUGGCUAAGAUAAAAACAGCAAAUAGGCAUGCCACCAUGGUAUCAAAAAUUUAAGUGCUUUAGAGCCUUUGUCUCUCAUGUAAGAGAUGGAUUUUGUAUUUGGGCAUUGUUAGUCAGAAGCUCCACAGUCCAUAUCCCUUCAAAGAAAAACAUUCUUCCUGGUGAUGGAAAAGCAAAGCUUUUACCCUACCUUGUCAACACAUUUGUUUUAAAAUAUUCUUCUCAUACUGAGUAAUGUAGUUUUCCUUUGAGAGUAGACUAUGAAAAUAUUUCUUAUGACAUUCUCUACACAUUUAAAUCCUGAAACAAUUGGCAUUACACAUGGCCAGGAAAAUGUUGUGACUAUCUUUGUUUGUCUAGGACUUUACUUCUUUUGGAUAAAGUAAGGUUAGUUUAAAAGAAAGCUGGAGUUGAGAGAAAAGAAUUAACCAUCAUUGACUAAAUAAUUUAUAAGGGGCAGCUCUUUCCACCAUUAGUAAUGAUUGUAUGCUCAGAGCAUAUAACUGGGAUAAUAUGCUAGAUAAUUUAGACAAAAACACAUAUUCAUCUGAAGUGCCUAUGUAUGAAAAUUUUUAUAUGAAAAAAUAAACUUCCUUUUAGCAUAUUUAAUGUACUUACCUAAUGUUAUUAUGUUGAACAUACUUGUUUGAGAAUGUUUGCCACACUGCUGAAUGUGUAUAGGAAGGCAUCACAAGGGUCUAGGUACUGCUUUCCUGGCCCUAUUUCUUUUCCAUAGUCUGCAGAGAUGAGCAGAAAAGGGGUGACAGAAUGAUUAGACUGCCAGAGAAUCAAUCCUAUGUCAAGGGUGUUCAACACUGAAUCAUGGUAAUGUACUUAUUUGUAUAAAGUUGAAUUUAAAACAAAGAAUGACAAAAUACUUUUGAUUUCAUAGAUUAUAAUCUUAGAUCAAACCCUAAAUUGUUUUAGCACAAUAAUUAAAAAAGUAUGAAGAACAGAAAAUCACUGUUUUCUAGAUAUUUAUUUAAAGACUUUGUACAUAGAAAUAACUAAUCACAUGUAAGUCCUGUAUUACUUCCUGAUAAAUUUAUUGUAUUAGUUCCUUGAAAACCACAGUUAACACAUUGCUAACCUAUUUUAUUAGAUCAUUUAAAAGAUCAAAUGAAAAGAUAAAAUUACAUUUAAAAUAGUUGUCAAUGAAUUCUAAAGAUUCUGUUCCACAUUUUGGUUUUAAGGGAGCCCUGACCCUUGUGACAUAGUAUUACAGCUGUGACAUGCUUACCUCAAGACUCUUUCAGAUGCAUAGCAUGUUAACUUUUUCCUGAACUGCCAAGAGAAAAAAGUACCAAAAAGGUAGUGAUGAGUGGGAUGUGAACCAGUAGUAUUUUCUAAUGGAUAUUGAGACUUCUAAGUAUCAAGUACUUCUCAAAGUACUUCAUAUAUAAUUGGUCCCAGGAAAUAACAAAUCAUAUAUGUUCCAUUUGCCAGGAAAAUGUGGAGAAUAUGUGCUGUGAAACUGCCCAAGCAGGAAAUCCAGGGAUAUUGUCGCAGUACUAGAGACAAAAGAGAGCCUAAGUGACAGUCAAGACUAAGGUUGAACAUUCUGCCUCAAUCGUAAAAGCACCACUAUCCCUAUCAGAUGUAGUACCUGAGACCGAUGAUGAAGAAGCACACAUGUCAGCAUCCAUUCAGAGAGGGGCUAAAGCUACUUAGAUUUUCAUCUUCUUGUCUAGUGUGCACUUCUUGUCUCCCAGAAGAGUUAUAGAUGGCCUAUUCAGUGAAUUCUUUGUAACUAGACACCAUGUCAGAUGCUGCUGUGGGCCAGGAACAUGAUUUUAAUGCUAGGCAAGCUCACAUUUUGAUCAUACUUGACAAAGUAUUCCCAGUCAAUCUGGCCCCAUCAUAUGAAGUCUCAGAAGUGACACCGGAAGUCAGGAAGAGGCUGAGUGAAAUGUUAUUACAGAGACCUCUUAGCUGGGAACAUCAACAGUCUAAAUUAGUAUUUUUUGAAAUGUGAAAUUAGGGGAAGAGUUUUCAGGAUAUCUAUUCUCAGACUCAAAAUUAUCUAUUUUAAUAAUUUCUAAACUGUAUCCAUCCUAUAUCCUGGUAAAAUAUCUUAAAAGCGUAUGAAAAUAUAAAAAAAAAUCACAUUGAUGAAGGAUUCCAAAGAUUUUGAAAAUGCCAUCAUUAAAACCCCAGUAAGCAGCUUCAGAGUCGAUUUGGCAGCAGGAACACUUGAAACUCAAUUGUGAGGACCUGAAUUCAGUUUCCAGCUCCUACUUUAGGCAGGUCAUAAAUGCCUGUAAAUUCUAGCAUCUAGGGAUUCAGUGCCCCCUCCUGACCUGCAGGAGCAUUGUGUACAUAUUCAUGCAUGAACAAAAUACCCCCCAAAAUGUAAUAAUACAAAGGAUGACCUAUUUUAUCAGCAAAAAGAGAAGUCAGAUGUAGCCAACAUCUAUGACACCUAUGGCAGGAACUGGUUUAUAAGUGAUUUACUUUUGUUUUAUUUUUCUUCCUGACUAUAUAUAGCAAUUCAUUUAAGAAGAAAGAAACAAGUUUAAUGAGACAUGUUCAGAAUUCUGAGGUUAAUAAAAGUGUUGUGCUGUCUUUUUCUCCUCAGAGAGACCCUGUAAUGUCAACGUGCAUGCUUUAGACCAGGCAAAACAGAAAAUUCAGCUUUUUUGAUUUAAAAACAUAAUGUGAUCUAACAUUUUGAUGUGAGCUUCCCACAAAAGACCAGCCUCAGGUAGUUCACCAGUAGCCUUGGUAAAAUCCACUUCACCAUGAUUGUAAAAGAUCUAAAAGCAGCAUACAUAAUCCCCAAUGACUGUAGCCCAACAAUGCUGUGCCUGUGUAAGUUGAGAAACCAUGAAAUCUAAGGACAUAAUUAUAUCAUACCAGGAAAACUAGGCUUCAAGUUAUAAUUUUAAACCAGAACGCACUACUCUCAUAAUACCUCCUCCAAAUGUCUAUACAAUUCACCAAGGGAAAAAAAAUAAAACAACAACAAAAACAAGUACUUUCAUAUAUGUCUGUAGCUAUAUAUCAGACCUUAAAACUCCAACAAACUUCUUAAAUAACUACAUAGCAUGGAGAAGUUUUGUUGGCUAUAAAGAUAAGUGUCACACAAAUAAGAUAUGUUACUCUCUUAUUAGUGGUGAGUCAGCAUCCUGACUCAGUUUAAAAAAAAAUGAGUAUUUUCAGAAUAAAUUGUUAGACUUAGCCAAUAAUGUUCUUCUGAGACACUUCAUACUAUAUGUAAUUAAUUCCUGCAAGAAUUAAGCUUUCUCUGUGGAUUAUAUUUUGUCAUAUUAUUGGUUUAGUAUGUUACUGAUAUGCACAUUUGCUUAAGAGAAAGGAAUUAUUUUAAACUGCCAAUACAUGGGCUGAGUAGAAGGGAAAAGUCUCACAUAUUUAAACAAAUUACUCUUCAACCUGUUUGCAUACAGGACUGAGAAUUCAGCCUAGGAAUAAGAAAACAAGCACAUAAUAUUUGCCUCACUACACAAGCAAAUUCAGAUCAAUUCCUUGAGUUUAAAUGGCAAUCUUAAAAACUGCUCAUUAGAGUUUGCUGUUCUGAAAUCUGAAAGAGCAUUGCAGAGUUCAAAUACUCUAUUAAGUGUGACUACCAUACAGUUGACUGGAUUUGCUUUAUUGAACUUUGAAUGUGAAGUGACAUAAGUUUGAAGAAUUUCAAACUAUAUUGUAGAAUGUUGCUGGUCAUCACCAUGUUAACUCAGAAAUACACUGUGUUUUCAUUCUAGAUAAACUCUAGAAAUUAUAUUAGACAUUGCCUUGCUGGAAGAGUGGUUUUAGGAUUAAUCUACUUAACACAAGUCUUUCUGCUAACUACCAAUAGUUUACAUUAGAUAAUACCAUUCCAUUACCCUUCAAAUAUGUAAAAUAACAGUGCCUUUAACAUAGAGAGGUUUUUAAGAAUCCUGAAGUGCAGCUUACUGUGAGGUGACUUGUUUCUUAAAGGCAUUUAUAAUUUCAUCUUCAAACUGGAUCAGGAUUUUAAGAGCAAAGGAAUAAACUAAGGCAUAUUUAGAACCUGCUGUUGUAGUAUUUCUGGUCAUAUUUUAUUUUUGGACAAAUAGUUACAAAGCUUGCAAUAAACAAAAUGGUGAAACUGAGCUUUUUUAGCCAAUAUCCACUCUGCAAAGCCAAAGAAACACAUGGUUGUUCUCCUUUCUCAUAUCUAGGAGUCAGUCAAAAAUUAAAGUACAAGCCACCUAUUGACAGCCUAAGCCCAGGGAAAUCGUUAAUGACUACACAAAAAACCUAACAGUAUUCACUCUUUCUUUGUUGAUAGGUUAAGCCAAUAAGCCCAGAAGUAGCUUUUCUCAGCAGAAGACAGAUUUUAUUUCCUCAGGUGUACCACGUCAGUCAGAAAAAGGCCACACAGGUGUCUGCCUUAUGCCAUAUAUCAUUGCAAACUCAAAAGAUUAAUAUGCAAUUAUUAUUAUGAAUGAUUAUGCUGCAUUAAUGUUGAUUGUGGUCUUUUGUUCUAAUUAAAGUGCAGACUUGGCAUCUGUAUAGAACUUUACUGAAGAAAUUGAGCCAGAGUCCCUUUGUUAAUGAACUACAAAUAUUUUUCAAUCAAAAUGUACAAUUUUAAUUACCUAUGCUCUUCAAUAAUUAUAAGUUUAUAGUUCCUUCAAGGAAUUGUAUUUCAUAUGGGUCCAUGCAUGGGAUAAUGCCUGAGUUUCACCUUUGAGAUUUCUUAGCCAUUUAAGAAUGUAUUUUCUGUACCUACAGUAUAAUUUUAUGAAAAUUAAUAAUAAUGAUAUUAUUUGGUUCUAUAUGCUAUGAAUGGACCUUACUCUGAAAUUUAGAACAAAACAUGACUAAUUUAUAAAGAUUAUUUUCUUUCUUUGUAUAGAGAAAGACAAAUAUAUAAACAAACAAAAUAUUUCACUAUACCAUUGCAGCUUGUCCACAAAAAGGAAAAUACCCAGAUGGUUAAGUGUGGCUCAUAUAAGUAUAUUCCAAGGAUGUUAUAAAUAAUUCCAUUUAGUAGCUAAGUCAGACUCUAUUAGGUGAUUGAGUGUGUACAAUGCUAACAGAAGGGUUUAGUGGCAAAUAUAUCCCACACAUUUUAACUUGGUAUUUGAAAAAGAAUUAUGUCUAGAUUAGAAAAGCUUCCGAGGGCAUUCUAACAUUCUAAUUUGUUUUUAUAGACACCCAGAAAAUUGCAUGGCAUUUUGAUAAUAUUUAUGUGGGCUUCCAAUGUUCAUAUAUAUAAGUGUUUAGUAUUUUUUAGCUUUUUUUUUAGUUCUGUUUCUAAAGAAACAACCUUUAAAUGGACAAUUUUUUUUUAUAAAUUUUAUAUAUUUUUGAAGUGCUAUAGUAUCAAAAAAUACAAUCGUAGAAUUGCAAAUGAAAAUAAGCAGAUAAAAAAUUAUAGUUUCAUGGGACAAAAUGCAAAGGCUAAUUUUACCAAAUAAAUGUAAUUUAAUUUAAAACAAUCACCUCUCUGAGUAUGCCAUUAAGUAUUAUUGUUAGCUUUUGUUCAAGAUAAUCUUAUUAUCUUCUGUGUAUGUUAAACUUCAUUGCAUAGAGAUUGCUAAAGUCUCCUUUAUUUUUAAUGACAUUAGUUUAUGGGUGUAUUUUAAUGACAUUAGUUUAUAGGUGUAUGUCUAUAUUGUCCAAUUACUACAUAUGGUCGAAUAUCUACUUUCUCUUUGUGAAUGUCCAUACAAAACUGAAUGAUUUUUGCAUGUUCUGAAGUGUGAUCUCAAUUCAGUAUAUAACCACUUUGUGUUACUUCAAAUGAUUCAAUAUGCAGCUUUUGAUGUGAUUAGAGUGAUAAGAAUGCAUUGACUUUCCAAAUAUAUGAAGAAUGAGUAAGCAUUUUAUAUUUCACUGGCUUAAAUAUUUGCUCAUAACGAAAAACUUAGUACUAUUAAAUAAAAGUAUCUUUAAAAUAGCAUGUUCUGAUUCAUAAAUGCAAUGGAUAUAAAUAUAUAAAGUAUCAUUUUUAAAGCAUCAAUUUAAAUAUAUAAAUUGCAAAUGAAAAUGAAUCUGUGUGCUUUUGUUACAAAUAUGCAGUAUUUUAAAUAUAUUAUUGAUGAGAUAUCUUUUCAUAAUGAUUUCCACAUCAAAAUUGGUAUUCCAUUACCCCUUAUUUAGGAAAGCCUGCUUAGAGUUUUAUCAUUCUUUGCUUUGGACUCUUUGUUUGAACAUUCUGUUUUCAUAUCACACCAUUUCAGGUUUCCAUUGUGUGAUGUAUUCUAACAUUGCAUAACCACAACUUUACCCAUUUGAACAGAGAUUUGUUUUGUUCCCAUAAAAAAAAAUUUGUGAAAUGCUGAAAGUUAUUCAUCACCUAGAAAAUGAUAUCUUUUUGCAUCCUCUAGCAAGUUUCAUCCAUUUAUUAAUUUAUUCAGUAAACAUGAACUAAGGGCCUCUUCUAGCCCAAGUGUUUUAAAAGUAUCCCACACAGUGUGCCUUCUAGCUCUUCAGUCCAAAAAUCAUGUAACAAUUUAGUUUCACAUUAAUAAGAGUUUUAGAGUCAGUCAUGGUAGAGUAGAUUACUGAAAACUGAACAGAGCAAAUGUAGAUGGAAGGUCACAUGGUGGCCUCCCUGACCUACCAUGUGGAUCUUUAGAAAAAAAUGUUCUUUACCCAGUGUUCUACUGUGUGGUGGUAGUUGUUCUCUAUGAUCUUACCAAUGUGUAACUCUAUGCUUACAUAGGAUGUUAUUAAUUGUGCCUUUUAAUCUUUAGAGACUAAUACAAUAGAUGCUAUUUGUAGAAGGAGCUGUAGGCUGCGUUCCUGCCACCCAGCUCCUGGCUGCCUGGCCAGUUUAUGCCCCGAAAUAACAACACACAAAUUGUAUUAUUUUUAACACUGCUUGGCCCAUUAUAUCUAGCCACUUUUUGGCUAACUCUCACAUCUUGACUAACCCAUUUCUAAUAAUAUGUGUAGCACCACGAGGUAGUAGCUUACCAGGAAGAUUCUAGCCUACAUACAUCUUGGGCUGGAGCUUCAUCGCGUCUGCCCCAGAGAGGAGAGGCAUGGCGUCUGGCUCACUUCCCUUCUUCCCAGCAUUCUGUUCUGUUUACUCCACCCACCUAUGUUCUAAUCCAUCGGGCCAAGCAGUUUCUUUAUUAAUUAACCAAUGAAAUCAACAGAUUGAUAUAUGACACUCCCACAUCAUUUCCCUUUUUCUGUUUAAACAAAAAAAGAAGGCUUUAACUUUAACAUAGCAAAAUUACAUAUAACAAAACAGUUAUCAAGUAAGAAUUACAGUUACAAUAUUUAUAUCUAUUUUAUAUUUUAUAAUAACAAAGGAAAACUAUAACUAACCAUUCUUCAACUCCAUCAAAGACUCCAGAAGGAUAUAAUAUUACCUAAGUAAACAAGAAGUAAGAAACUUCCAAAACUCUAGAAGUGACAGAGACAUCUCGCUGCCUGGACAGUCACCCAAAGUUCUUUUGUACUGCUGGGUCAUCCAUCUUUGGCCUUCAGGCCCAUAGUAUCCAGCAGACAUUUCCAUGAAACAGGAAAUUUUAAAGGCAGUUCAGUCACUAUCUGCUGUAUCCUGCAGAAUGUUUCGCAGACACUUUCAUGAAUCAGGAACCCCGAAAUAUAAUCUCACCUUUAGGCAAUUUUAGCAGUUCUCUCUUUGAGGGUUCUCUGUGUCCAGUUUAUGCAACAGUCCAGGCAAGAGCAGUUUCUUGCCCAAUGGCUAUCAAACUCUAUAAAGAGCCUCUUCGAUGACCAUCUUCCUCUUGAAGUAAAUUGGUGCUGCCAGGAGCAGACGUGUCUCAUUGUUAUGAAAAACCCUAAGUUAUUAAAAUAUUAAAUGCCAUAUUCUGUACUCUUUGAAAGAUAUGAAGAAUGUCUAUCUAAAAUAUAUCUAUGAACAUCUAGAAAAUCUAACAUGAUUACAAGCUUGACAAUUAUUAAUGAUUAUCCAUUAACAACCUAUAUACAUUACAUUUUUACAUGAACUACAAAAUCACAAUACCUUAGUCAAGGUCAGAAAAACAUAUACAUAUAACAAGAUUGACCUUAAAUUUAUAUAAAGCAAAAUCUAUACCAAUGCAAAUUAUUCAUAUCUAUAUCAUCUCCCCCUUUAAAUGUAAAAGAACAUUUAUAAACAAUAUUUGGGAAUAUGGGCACAGUUUUUUCUCUCCAAACUGCUUUGUGCUGAAUGGGGGCACUGUUAAUCAGAUCUUUCAUGGUGUAACCUGUGUGCCAGGUUUAUCUCAGUCGACAGUUAAGUGAAGUAAUUUUUGAGGGUGUUUACAGCAACCUUUCAGGAGGGUGUGGUCUGUCAUACUAUAUUGGGAUAGAAGAAAUCCACAGGGUUUCAUCCUCUGUGAAAACAAAAGAAGAAACUCCUUUCCAAAGCAUCAUGUCCUUAGAUCCAAAUUUUAAAGUCACGGUAUUUUUAAAAUAUCUAUCUUGGAUAAGUUCAGCAACAUUUAUAAACAAAUAUCUUUUAGGAGCUGUUGCUCCUUCCUUAGCAUUCAAACAAUUUAAAGAGAGCAUAAUAGCAUACAGUAUCAAGAUUUUUUUUUUUUUUGUAUUUUCCAUCUUUAUGUGGCUUUAUUUAAACCUCUAUUUCUUUUAUUUUUACUUUUAACUUUUGGCUUUUUGAGACAGUUUUUCUGUAUAUCUUUUUCCUGGAUCAGCUCUUGUAGACCAGGCUGGCCUCAAACUCAUAGAGAUCCACCUGCCUCUGCCUCCCAAGUGUUAGGACUAAAGGUGUACGCCACCACACCUGGCUCCACUAAUGCUAUUUUUAAAGCCCAUUAAUCUUGAGGGAAGUUUUAUUGAAGUAAAAACAUUGUCAUGGCUAAUUCCGUAAUUUUAUUAUUGAAUUCCAUGCAAUAGAGGGCAAAAUGGAGAGUUAGAUAAAUUAAUUAUUCAUAACUUGAAAACAUACAGAUAUUGUAUAAUAUGAUAAUAUAAUAUGAUGUGUGAUUAUAUUCUCCAAAACAAAACAUAAAGGGAUGUUGGAUUUUUAUUAAUGGCCUAUUGUGCACUUAAUGUCACAAUCAUAUAAUUUUUGUUCUUUAUUUUUUUUGUGCUAGAUUGCAGUUAUUGACUACAUACAACUGAAUCAUUCCUGCAUCUCUAGGAGCAAGCUAAAUUACUUAAUCAUGAUAUACAAUCACAUUAAUGUGUUCUUGAAUUCUGUUUGCAAGUAUUUUAAUAAGAAAUUGUGUUUCUAUGUUCAUCAAUGAUACUGAUUGACCUAUAUUUUUAUUUUUCUUUGGACAUUUGUCUAGUCUUGAUAUCCUGUUGAUAUUAGUUUUGUAGUAACAAUUUGGAAAUGUUACUUUACUUUCUAAUAAACUGAAUAAUCUAACAAA